This is a messenger RNA of Hirsutella rhossiliensis, 1056 nucleotides long. RefSeq lists its product as uncharacterized. The coding region runs from base 1 to 1056 and encodes 351 amino acids. The record is from RefSeq and is a predicted model, not a curated record. The transcript has 2 exons. NCBI's taxonomy places the organism in Eukaryota, Fungi, Ascomycota, Sordariomycetes, Hypocreales, Ophiocordycipitaceae.
AUGGCCGAGGCAUCCUGCAGCGGCGGCACGCCCUUUAAACGCCUCAUCGACCACCAGUCCCGUGAUGUCAGCCAUCAUCAGGAUCGGCUCGUCGAUCGCUCCGGAGUCAACGGUCGCGCUUCUUUCCGAUCUGUCCAUGGCCAUGCCGCGCCUGGCCAGCAGAGCUUUGACGCCUUCAUGAACGAGCCCCCGUCAGCGGCUUCCGCCUUCUCCACCCUACCUCUCGACCCCGCUAGUCGUCUCGCCGUCCAUGCCGCCGCCCUGCAGUCGCCGCUCGCGCACACCGAAUUCGUCCAUGCGCGCGCAUCUCCUGCUCCCGAUGUGAGUGGAUGGGCCGCCGACUUCGGCCGUUUCUCCAGCCAGCAGCAGAUGCGCGCCGCCGCGCCCGCACCGGUCAUGCAUAUGGCGCAGCACCAACAAUCUCCGUCGUCCAUGCUCAACUUUAGAACUGCGUUUGGCCAGCCUGGGCCGGCUUUUGCGCCCUUGAUUGACCGUGGCAGCAUGGCUCCGGCGCCACCCCUUGAGUCUGGCUUUGACCAGGAAAUGGCCCGGUGGAUGGCGAGCCACGGCGGAGGCAGUAUGUCCGAUGUGGACGCCGCCAUGGAUCAAAUGGCCCGCGAACUCGAACUUAACGAGUCGGCCCUCCCGGAAACUUCGAUGGCCGAGGCGGCCACAGAGUCCUCCGUCGCUCAGAAAACCGCGCCCGCCACUCACUUUACCGACCUGGAGACCCCCGAAAUCAGCAAGCUCUCCCUACGAGAUCCCGCCACGGGUCCUCAAGCCCCCCUUCAUGCGCCGCAGGUGCUAGAGUCAGUACAACAGGACCAACAGGGGGCCGACGACACAGCGGCGCUGGACAAGUCGGCUGUCUCCGAGGCCGCGGAGAGGCUGCUCGAAUCGGUGCAGCACGAGGACGGGGAGAAGUGGCAGAAUUCCGUGUUCCUGUCGCUCAUGCGCGACUUUCGAGACGGGCGCAAGGACAUUGUCGAGAACGAGAUACGGCAAACGGCCGGCCCCAGUGGCGGCGAGGCUGCCGAGAAUCAAGCCUUGACCUGA